This is a messenger RNA of Alexandromys fortis (reed vole), 1508 nucleotides long. It is a transcript of the gene Yipf3, whose product is annotated as Yip1 domain family member 3. NCBI's taxonomy places the organism in Eukaryota, Metazoa, Chordata, Mammalia, Rodentia, Cricetidae. Bases 140 to 1183 code for a protein of 347 amino acids. The record is from RefSeq and is a predicted model, not a curated record. The transcript has 9 exons. Gene Ontology annotation, cellular component: Golgi apparatus.
CAAACAUCCGGGUUUCUCCUUUUUGCAUUCCUGCCGGUAGUACCUCGCCCCUCUCUCCCUGGACGUUUCUUUCACCUGGGCUCAGGUCUCACACUGUUCCCUCGAGCACGAGCUUCAGCGACGGAAAGCCUCGAGGGACAUGGCGACUACGGCGACGCCGGCCAGCGGCGUCCGAAGUGGAGCUGGCCCGGAAUGGGGAGGCUUCGAAGAAAACAUCCAGGGUGGGGGCUCGGCUGUGAUUGAUAUGGAGAACAUGGAUGAUACCUCAGGCUCCAGCUUCGAGGAUAUGGGUGAGUUACAUCAGCGCCUGCGUGAGGAAGAAGUGGACGCUGAUGCAGCUGCUGCAGAAGAGGAGGAUGGAGAGUUCCUUGGCAUGAAAGGCUUUAAGGGUCAGCUGAGCCGGCAAGUGGCUGACCAGAUGUGGCAGGCAGGGAAGAGACAAGCUUCCAGAGCCUUCAGUCUGUAUGCCAACAUCGACAUCCUGAGACCAUACUUUGAUGUGGAGCCUGCCCAGGUCCGAAGCAGGCUCCUGGAGUCCAUGAUCCCUAUCAAGAUGGUCAACUUCCCCCAGAAAGUCGCCGGUGAGCUCUAUGGACCCCUCAUGCUGGUCUUCACAUUGGUCGCCAUCCUCCUCCAUGGGAUGAAGACUUCUGACACCAUUAUCCGGGAGGGCACCCUGAUGGGCACAGCCAUUGGCACCUGCUUCGGAUACUGGCUGGGUGUCUCGUCCUUCAUUUAUUUCCUUGCCUACCUGUGCAAUGCCCAGAUCACGAUGCUCCAGAUGCUCGCACUGCUGGGCUAUGGCCUGUUCGGGCACUGUAUUGUCCUGUUCAUCACCUAUAACAUUCACCUUCAUUCCCUCUUCUACCUCUUCUGGCUGCUGGUGGGUGGGCUCUCCACCCUGCGCAUGGUGGCAGUGUUGGUGUCACGGACUGUAGGCCCCACCCAGCGGCUGCUCCUCUGUGGCACACUGGCAGCGCUGCACAUGCUCUUUCUGCUCUAUCUGCAUUUUGCCUACCACAAGGUGGUAGAGGGGAUCCUGGACACCCUGGAGGGCCCCAAUAUCCCACCCAUGCAGAGGGUCCCAAGAGACAUCCCUGCGGUGCUCCCUGCUGUCAGGCUUCCUGUUACUGUGGUUAAUGCCACCGCCAAGGCAAUAGCAGUGGCCGUGCAGUCACACUGACCCUACCUGAAAGCCUUGGCCAGCCCUGACCCCCAGCUCUGGAGAGAGGAAGAUUGAAGGACAGUACUGAGGACGUGUAUCUCUUUGAUGAGGUCUGCAGCAGACACUGAGCUGUUGCUCCUAAACACCUCCUUGGCAUGGGGCUUGGCUUCUCAAAGGCACGAGGCCAGAAACUCCUGGCCAGGACUGCAAGCCUCUGCAGCCAAGUGCAGAAUAUGGGUCAGCUCUUCUGAGGCCCUCACCACCUACCCCUCUUUUCUCUCCCUUUCCCUCCUGUCUUGCUAAAUAUAGACUUGGUAAUUAAAAUAUUGAUUGAAGUCUGGAA